Molecule: messenger RNA, 873 nt
Organism: Morus notabilis
Lineage: Eukaryota; Viridiplantae; Streptophyta; Magnoliopsida; Rosales; Moraceae
Product: accelerated cell death 11
Exons: 4
Coding region: 121-750 (209 amino acids)
Biological process (GO): ceramide transport; intermembrane lipid transfer
Cellular component (GO): cytosol; cytoplasm; membrane
Molecular function (GO): ceramide 1-phosphate binding; ceramide 1-phosphate transfer activity
Source: RefSeq, a predicted model, not a curated record
UCCAAUUAAGCCGUGUUUGUUUCCACUUCACAGAACAUUCCUGGGACAAAAUUGACCAGAAAAAGAAAAGCAUAAAACAACGAUAUUCAGAUACGAGAGAGAGAGAGAGAAGCUUCAUCAAUGGCGGACGAUAAACCGCUGAGGAAAAUAUCGGAGGCGUUCAAAGAUCUCGCCACCGCCGUGAAUUCCAAAACACCGGACGUCGAGGUUGAGUCAUUCUCUCGCGCGUGCUCUCUCGUCUCCCCGCUUUUCGGCUGCCUCGGCAUCGCUUUUAAGUUCGCCGAGAUGGACUAUGUCUCGAAGGUGAACGAUCUCUCGGAGGCGUCGAAGUCUAUUGCGACCUUACAGGCUUUGCUCGAUCGCGAUAUGGCAUCGAAUUGCGUAAGGAAUGCUGGUAGUCAUUCGAGAAAUUUGUUGAGAGUGAAGCGUGGGCUUGACAUGGUUAGGGAGCUCUUCGAGCAAAUACUCAUUGCAGAGUACCAAUGCUCAUGUGGCAGGGGCAAUUCCCUUAAGGAUCCAGCUUCCAAGGCAUAUGCACAGGUAUUUGCUCCCCAUCAUGGUUGGGCAAUCAGAAAAGUUGUUGCUGCAGGGAUGUAUGCCCUACCUACUAAGGCACAAUUGUUGAAGAAACUCAACGAAGAAGAUUCCUCGGCCAGGAUUCAAAUGCAAAAUUACGUUGUUGCGUCUGCACCUGUAAUUCUAUAUAUCGACAAACUCUUCCAUUCAAGAAAUUUGGGUGUGGAUUGGUAAAUAAUGGAUUGUGUUUUAUUUGUGCAAUAUUAUUUAUUAUAGUUAUUUAUUUGUGCUAAUAUUAUUUGUUAUAGUUAUUUCAUAAUAUUUUGCCACUGGAACAAACUCAAUUGGAAAUUGUUA